UUCACGACCUGAUCGCAUGAAGAAUUGUUUUUGUUUCAAACGGAAUUGGAUGUAAUAUUACAUCUAUAUUCAUUUUAACCAAGAAAAUGACAAUGCUUUCAUAACCCAAGCCAAAGCUGAAAGCAACAAAAAAAGAAAAAAUACAAGAAUGAUGGCAAAGUGGUAAUUAGUGGAAAUUUUGGCAGGAUCUUGGAGGAAUCAAAUUGAGGGUCCAUAAAAAGGAGUGGAUAGAUGGACACUAUCUCUUCGCAAGUGUAAAAGACUGAAUAUCUUCCCCCCAAAAAAAGUAAGGUUGUCCUUUAAUGGCAGUUGAAGAAGGGAUGGAUGACUACACUCAAGAUGGCACCGUGGACCUCAAAGGAAACCCAGUCCUUAGAUCCAAGAGAGGUGGAUGGACUGCUUGCUCCUUUGUUGUUGUGUAUGAAGUCUUUGAACGCAUGGCCUACUAUGGAAUAUCAUCCAAUCUUGUCCUCUAUUUGUCGAGGAAGCUUCAUCAGGGCACUGUCAAAUCAGCCAACAAUGUUACCAAUUGGGUUGGCACCAUAUGGGUGACCCCAAUCUUGGGUGCCUAUAUAGCAGAUGCACAUCUUGGUCGCUACUGGACAUUUGUCAUUGCCUCUAUAAUUUAUAUCUCGGGAAUGUCAUUGCUAACAUUAUCUGUGUCGCUACCUGGACUAAAACCACCAACUUGUCACCAAGCCAACGUAGACAAUUGCAAGGAGGCAUCAACAUUACAGUUAGCAGUAUUUUUUGGUGCACUUUAUACUCUAGCUGUAGGAACCGGCGGCACCAAGCCAAACAUUUCGACUAUCGGGGCCGAUCAAUUCGAUGAUUUCCAUCCCAAGGAGAAGGCUCAUAAGCUAUCUUUCUUCAAUUGGUGGAUGUUCAGCAUCUUCUUUGGAACACUCUUUGCCAACACAGUUCUUGUAUACAUUCAGGACAAUGUGGGGUGGACAUUAGGAUAUGGGCUGCCCACAAUUGGGCUGGUGAUUUCGGUUCUGAUUUUCCUGGCAGGCACGCCUUUGUAUAGGCACAAGGUGCCCGCAGGGAGUCCUUUCACAAGGAUGGCUAUGGUCAUAGUAGCUGCCAUAAGGAAAUGGAAUGUGCCUCUUCCUAGUGACCCUAAAGAACUUUAUGAACUUGACUUGGAAGAGUAUUCUAGGAAAGGAAAGUUCAGGAUUGAUUCAACACCAACCUUGAGGUUCCUGAACAAGGCUGCUGUAAAAACAGGCUCCAUGGAUUCAUGGAUGUUAUGCUCGGUAACCCAAGUAGAGGAAACUAAACAAAUGUUAAGAAUGAUCCCGAUAUUGAUUGCCACUUUUGUGCCAAGCACCAUGGUUGCUCAAAUCCAUACCCUCUUUGUAAAACAAGGCACCACUCUUGAUAGACACAUAGGCAGCUUCAAGAUCCCUCCAGCAAGUUUAGCUGGAUUUGUGACAAUUUCUAUGCUUGUUUGUGUUGUCCUCUAUGAUCGCUUCUUCGUCCCAAUUAUGCAGAAGUGGACUAAAAAUCCUAGAGGCAUCACUCUCCUUCAAAGGAUGGGAACUGGUAUUGUUCUCCACAUCAUAAUCAUGAUAACUGCUUCUUUUAUUGAGAGGCACAGACUCAGUGUGGCCAGGGAACAUGGUUUAGUUGAAAAUGGGGGGCAACUUCCACUAACCAUAUUCAUUUUACUUCCCCAGUUUGUGCUAAUGGGGACAGCUGAUUCAUUUUUAGAGGUGGCCAAGAUUGAAUUCUUCUAUGAUCAGGCUCCGGAAAGCAUGAAGAGUCUUGGUACUUCAUAUUCAACUACUAGCCUGGGAAUCGGAAAUUUUCUCAGCAGCUUCCUUCUUUCAACAGUUUCUCGUAUCACCAGAAAGCAUGGUCACCAAGGAUGGAUCUUGAAUAACCUAAAUAAAUCUCACCUUGACUACUAUUAUGCAUUUUUUGCAAUACUCAACUUCUUGAACUUCCUUUUCUUCUUGAUAGUAAUCAAGUUUUAUGUUUACAAGGCUGAAGUUUCAGAUUCAAUGCAUGUGCUUACAGAAGAGCUGAAGGUGAUGAGAUUAAAGGCAUCAAAUCAAGAAGAGUCAACGGAAUAGAUUGAUGGAAACAUGUUGAAUCAUAUCAAUUGUCCAUUGGAAUGUCUGAGCUGAAAUUAAACUUGUUAGAAGUGAUGGAGCAUCAUCAACGUUAGUGGGUAUGAUAGUAAUUCAAUAUACAAUGUGUUUGCCAAUUAACAACCAUCCGAAAGCUCAUUCUGUAAUCAAUCUAUUAUCUGUAUGACAUUUAUGAAAAUGGGGAUUUAUCAAAUAGUCUCAUUCACCAACUAUUCAAUUAUCAAAAUGCUUUCAA
Molecule: messenger RNA, 2334 nt
Organism: Durio zibethinus
Lineage: Eukaryota; Viridiplantae; Streptophyta; Magnoliopsida; Malvales; Malvaceae
Product: protein NRT1/ PTR FAMILY 5.2-like
Biological process (GO): transmembrane transport; dipeptide transport
Cellular component (GO): membrane
Molecular function (GO): dipeptide transmembrane transporter activity; tripeptide transmembrane transporter activity
Source: RefSeq, a predicted model, not a curated record